AUGGCUAUUACAUCUUGCACUGGGCGCUGCGCCAAGGACUGGGUCGGCUCAGGGAUUGAUUGGAACGUUCCAAUGGCUUCGUGGAAGUGGAAGGCCAUGCUCAGGGACCGAGCAAAGGAGGCCACCCAAAGACAGAGGCGAUGCAUUCAGAUUUCCUCCCAUCCCAACCGCACUGAUAUGCUACUUCGUAUAUUUACUCUGUCGGACACCGUUGGGACUAUCCUGAGCUUCUUUACCAGGCAGCAAAAAGAUACCCACAGACCAAGCAAAUUGUCUGCCUACCCCUUACUAACCAACAGCGACCUUCCUUUCAUAUUUGAUUUUGCUCAUCGCAUCUAUUCUUCCGACUUUCCAUCCGACUUUCCAUCCGACGUCCCAUCCGACUCCCCCUCAGAUUUCAGACAGUCCGGACAGAGGCCCCUCUCAUGCAUGCCAGCAUUCGUUGACUUGGUUCUUGCAUUGCUUCUUUCUAUCCCCGUCUUGCAUUGGCAUCUGGAGCCCGGCGUUGUUUGCUUUGUGCCUUGUGCUCGGCCAUCUUGUCCUGUACGACGCCAAGCUUUGCCAACUGACCCUGCUUCGUUCGACCUUUGGGGGGUUCCUCGGCCACCGCGCCUCCCCAUUGCUAUCCGCAACGACGGUGGAUCACCCGGAACGGCUUCUGCCGCCUGCCGACGCAUCGACAAGAACAAGCCCGUCAUGAACGAUCAACCACCGCCUCCCCCGCCGCACGGGGCGAACCCCAAAACCACCAGCGGCGGUCUGGGACCGGGCCACUACGACAUCUUCGUCAUCCCCCAGCGCGACAAAGGCGGUGGCUUCAUUUACCUCCCCGCCAUGACCGCCAACGGCCCUUCCUUCGCCGCCGGUUUCGCCUCCGCCCUGGCCCUCGUCGUCAUAUGCCAGAGCAUGGCGCCGGCCUUCCAAGUCUGGUGGCAGAACUUCCAGGGCAUGGGGAACAUGGGCAUGGGUCUCCUCGUGCUUGCCGUCGGCGUCGGAGCUUGGGCCUGGGGGAAGUCCCAAAGCCAGGGCGCCGCCGCUUCGUCUUCGUCCUCGUCCUCGUCUUCAUCGCAUCAUCAUUCUUCUUCCGCAGGCGGCGGUCCUGCCGCCGGAGGAGGUGGUGGUGGUCCUCCCCCGCAUUUCCAUGCCGGCGCUGCCCCGAACGCUGGCGGCGGCCCUCCUCCCCCCCAACCGCCGCCGCCGCCGCCGCCGCACAACGACCCUCCUCCGUACAACUCGCACGCGGGCCACGAGCAACCAAAGUCCUCCUGGCAAGCUCCGCCCCCUCAACCGGGCACGUCCCGACCCGCCGACCCGCCACCACCUGCUGACCCUCCGCCGACUCCAGACCCUCCUCCGACUCCUGAUCCUCCACCGGCCCCUGGCCCCCCACCGAAAAGGGCGGCCACGCCACCACCACCGCCACCACCACCGAAACCGGCCACCCCGCCGCCGCCUAAGAAUUCGUGGGAAAAGGCCCGCGAGGAAACAAGGAGGAAGGAAGAGGAGCGCAGGAAGAGGGAGGAGGAGCGGAAGAAGAAGGAGGAAGAAGAAAGGCGCAGGGCAGAGACGGCGCGGCGGGUACGAGAGUUCCGUGAAAGAGAGGCCCGUGAACGCGAAAGGCGAGAGCGGGAAGCGCGCGAGAAGGAGGAGCUCAAGCAGAAACUCGAGCACGAGAGGGCCGAGCGGGAGCGGCUGGAGAGGGAAAAGGCCGAGAGGGAGGCCAGGGAACGGGAGGAGCAGCGGAGGAGAGAGUUGGAAGAAGUACGAAGGAAGGAGGCCGAGGAGAGGCAGAGGAGAGACGAGGAGAGACGAAGGAAACUGGAGGAGGAGGAGACGCGUCGAAAAGAGGAGGAAGAGAAGGAGAAAAGGGAAGAAGAGGAGAGGAAACGAAAAGAGGCAGAAGAAGGCGAGAGAAAGAAGAAGGAAGCGGAAGAGGCGGCGCGAACAACCCGUCAGUCAAGCACGUAUGCUUACUCGAGGGUUGGCGAGAGGACCAAUCCGUGGCCGAACGGCAAGCCCAAACCCAGACCGAACCCAGCACCACCACCGAGCGAGUCGCCUUCUUCAACCCCGCGACCUGCACCUUCGACAACAUCCACGUCCCGGCCUCCGCCUUCGACAACGUCCACUUCCCGGCCCCCGCCUUCGACAACAUCCAGUCGUGCCAGGCAGCCGCCAGCCGCGUCGGCGUCGGCGUCGGCGUCAGGCAAAACGCAUCUCGACCCGGAAGACGAAAGCUAUUCGUACCGGCCGUACGACAAACCGCGGUCGCACACUCACAGGAGAGCCCCCUCCUCGGUCGGAUCCGAGUCGUCCUGGGCGCCGUCGGCCACGACAACGCACACGUCGCCGCCGCCUAGCAUGCGCGGACCGUACACGACCAAGGACCCCGACAAGAUCGUCAUUAAGGGGGUCUACCUCUUCAUGAACCAGUUCGCCAAGACGCCAGCCAGCAACCUGCUCGCGGGGAUCGGUACGGUAACGGACGGGCUGAUCCUGCGCAUCACGACCGAAGGGCUCUUCAUCGACGACGACGUCCGCGGCGUCCCGCAGCGCGAAUGGGACGUCAAGGCCUGGACCCUCAAGCUGGUCGAGGUAUGGUGCCCGCUCCACUGCAUCACCGCCGCCUCGGCCGCCUCGUCCCCGGCCGCCGCCGCCGCCGCCGCCGCGGCGAACCACCCCAGCUUUUUGUUCCGCAUGGCGGCCUCCCAGCGGUUCCGCGCCGCGGACAGGGGCGUCGUCAAGCCGCUCACGGGCGACGACGCGGACGCGUACCUGGCCGAGGUGCUGCAGCACUGCCGCGAGACGUGCCGCUUGGGGCUCUGCGACGGCAAGUUGCGGAGCGCGAACGUGCCGUCGUCGGCUGGACACACGGGGGAGUGGAGGGCGCGCGGGCUCCACGUGCUCCGCGCCACGGUGCGCGACCAGGAGGGGAAGCGGUACCUCUUCGUCGUGGAUGAGGAGGAGGCGUGGAAGAUGGCGGUGGGGUUGCAGAGGUUGCGGCGGGGCACGCAGGUCCGGGCGCUGGGCGUCAGCGGGAUGCCUGCUUCGGAGGCGCGCAAUUCUCUCGAGACGCUGGGGUGGACGGCUUGA
Sodiomyces alkalinus F11 is the source of this 3093-nucleotide messenger RNA. RefSeq lists its product as hypothetical. NCBI's taxonomy places the organism in Eukaryota, Fungi, Ascomycota, Sordariomycetes, Glomerellales, Plectosphaerellaceae. The record is from RefSeq and is a predicted model, not a curated record. The transcript is spliced from 6 exons. Gene Ontology annotation, biological process: microtubule cytoskeleton organization. Gene Ontology annotation, cellular component: microtubule cytoskeleton. Bases 1 to 3093 code for a protein of 1030 amino acids.